Cladocopium goreaui is the source of this 717-nucleotide messenger RNA. NCBI's taxonomy places the organism in Eukaryota, Dinophyceae, Suessiales, Symbiodiniaceae. The record is from the annotation of a GenBank genome assembly.
GGAAAAGGCUGGCAAGCCUGUGAAGAAAAGGACGGUGCCAAGAAAAAACCAGCAGCAGGAAAAAAACCAGCAGCAGAAGUGAAAAAGAAGCCAGGUGACACAGGCUUGGGGCCAGAUACCCCAAUUGCCCAGGAGACCCUGAGCAUAGGUGGUGGCAAGAACCAGUCCUACAUACAACACAUGCCUUUUGGCCCAAACACUGUCAAGAAGCUUGUGGUCAGUGUGUCUUUGGCCCAAGCUGCCAAGCUCAAGGUUUCCCAUAAGCAGCUGGUGGAGGAGCUCUUGCCUGCUUGCAAGCAGGCUGGUGCCACCAAGGCCUCAGUAUUAGCUGCCAGGCAAAGGCUGCAACUCCUGCAGGAGAAACAAGGGCUGCCAAAAAACAAGGAUGAGGAGUAUGUCCAAAGACUGGCUGCUAUGGGCCAAAGCAGGUUCAAAAGGAUGAUGGGGAGGAAGGAGAAACAAGAGAAAGCUGAGAGGGAGAAGCAAGUGGCUAUGGGUAUGGUACCAGCCAAGCAGCUGCAUCCCAGCCUCCAAGCCCCAAAGGACCACCCAGGGAUCAGAGGAGUGGCCUUGGGAAAGGGCAAGCAAAAGGCCUUGGGAAAGGGCAGGCAAAAGGCCUUGAAAAAGGGCAAACAAAAGGCAAAGGCACCUGCUACUGAGAAGGUUUCCGGAGGCUGCAACGACUUCCGGCUGCUCAUGCGGCUUUGCGACAGCCAC